Molecule: messenger RNA, 4095 nt
Organism: Syngnathoides biaculeatus (alligator pipefish)
Lineage: Eukaryota; Metazoa; Chordata; Actinopteri; Syngnathiformes; Syngnathidae
Gene: baiap2a
Product: BAR/IMD domain containing adaptor protein 2a
Exons: 15
Coding region: 205-1824 (539 amino acids)
Biological process (GO): positive regulation of actin filament polymerization; actin crosslink formation; actin filament bundle assembly
Cellular component (GO): cytosol; nucleoplasm
Molecular function (GO): protein binding; cytoskeletal adaptor activity
Source: RefSeq, a predicted model, not a curated record
CAGCUGUCCGUUGAGAAGGAAGGUGAGUUCAGUUGCAGUCGGAUUUCGGGGCUGCGACAUCGUCUCUCGGCCCCACUGCUCCCAUUUUUCAUCGCUCAGCGUGUCUCUUCCCCACACUGGGUUUUUUUUUUUUUGUUUUUUUUGGGUUUCUUUUGGCUUCUUUAUUUUUUCCACGCGGAUACACGUUCGGAGGAAAGAUCUUUUAUGGUCCUGGCCGAAGAUUGCACGAUGUCUCGCACAGACGAGGUUCACCGAGUGACGGAAAAUGUCUACAAGACCAUCAUGGAGCAGUUCAACCCCUGCUUACGGAACUUUGUUGCCAUGGGGAAGACCUACGAGAAGGCCCUCGCCAAUGUGACGUUUGCUGCCAAAGGCUACUUUGACGCUCUGGUGAGGAUGGGCGAGCUGGCCAGCGAGAGUCAAGGAUCCAAAGACUUGGGCGAUGUGCUGUUCCAGAUGGCCGAAGUCCACAGACAGAUCCAAGUGCAGCUGGAGGAGAUGCUGAAGUCUUUCCACAACGAGCUGCUCUCGGAGUUGGAGAAGAAGGUGGAACUGGACGCGCGCUACCUGACUGCGGCCCUGAAGAAGUACCAGGUGGAGCACAAGAACAAGGGCGAGAGCCUGGAGAAGUGCCAGGGGGAGCUCAAGAAACUUCGCCGGAAGAGCCAAGGCAGCAAGAACCCGUCCAAGUACGGCGAGAAGGAGAUGCAGUUCGUGGAGACCAUCAGCAGCAAGCAGACGGAGCUGGACACCUUCAUCGCCGACGGCUACAAGACGGCCCUGUCCGAGGAGCGUCGCCGCUACUGCUUCCUGGUGGACCGCCAGUGCGCCGUGGCCAAGAACAGCAGCGCCUACCACGGCAAGGGUAAAGACCUUCUGACCCAGAAGAUCCCGGUGUGGCAACAGGCCUGUUCCGAUCCCAACAAGCUCCCGGAGAGGGCCGUGCUCCUGGCCCAGCAGAUGGGCUCGGCCACCAUGAGCGGCACGAGCCCCCUGCACACUUCCAAAUCCAACCUGGUGAUCUCUGACCCCAUCCCCGGAGCUCAGCCCCUUCCUGUGCCCCCUGAGCUGGCCGUGUUCAUGGGCAGUGGCCUCGGGCACCAGGCGAGGCUGAUGGGCCCCGACGGCAUGUCCAUGGUCAACGGGACAACGGGAGUCCACGGUGAAGAAUACUGGACCGACGGAGGGAACUUAACCCAGGUCAGGCCUUCGUCUCCGCAGGCCCAAGCGCAGGUGCAGUCCCAGGCUCAGCCCCAGAGACAGGUCAGCGACGUCUACUCCAACACCCUCCCUGUUCGCAGGCCAGCCCCCGCCAAGAACAAGAACCCAGUGGGCGAGACUCGGACCCUGCCCAGAUCCAGCUCCAUGGCGGCAGGCCUGGAGAAGAACGGCCGUUCCCGCGUGCAGGCCAUCUUUUCGCAUGCCGCCGGCGACAACGGCACCCUGCUCAGCUUCUCCGAGGGCGACGUCAUCACCUUGCUCGUGCCCGAGGCCCGCGACGGCUGGCACUAUGGCGAGAACGAGAAGAACAAAAUGCGUGGCUGGUUCCCGUUCUCCUACACGCGAGUGCUGCCCGAGACCGACAGCGAGAAGCUCAAAGUGAACCUGCACCACGGCAAGAGUAGCAGCACCGGCAACCUGCUGGAGAGCGACGGGUCCCUGCCCACGCCCGACUACGGCCUGACCGCCCGACUGCUGGCGCAGAGUCUAGCGCAGACCCGCCCGAGGCCCUACAGCAUGGCAGGCUUUGGCACUCAGCCUGCCAUUGAGGAUUAUGAUGGUCGCUUUGCCACAAGUUUGGGUCCAGAAUUGUCCCGCUUCUGAAGGAACAGGAGCGCCCGAUCGCUCCAUGGAGGUCUUCCUCCGGCCCGCCUUCACCGACGACCGAUCCGCCACCAUCUUCUACUAGCGGCCCGCGACGGCUCCCGGUCGCUUUUUCAUUUCAAACGAACGUCUGCGGGGCGAAAAAUGGCCUGGCCGACCUUUGAAUGUUGUGGAAUGAACCUUCGCCUCAUCCGUUCAUAUAAAUUCACGACUAAAGACGAGCUAAUAUUGGACCGAAAGUCGGAAUCUUGGGAGAAUAAAGUCCAAAUAUUGCAUCUAUAAUUAGUAAAUGUCAGUGUCGGGAAGAAAAAAUGUCAGCUCACUGAGAAUAUUAAUAUCUACAAGAAAAUAUGACUUAUUGUGAAACUUUAUUUCCCCAUGUAGAAACCGGAAAAAGCCCAAAAUUGAAAGAUUUUUCUUUUUUUUUUUUUUUUAAUCUUGGUGUUGAAUUAAUUGAAAAAAUAAAGUCAUGUUCAUAAAAAUUUCUAAAGUCACAAUCUUGUGAGCGUUAAUGGAAAAAAAAUUGUACGUUUAUCGUUUUUAAAAGCGUGGCAGGGGUCGGCGGAAAAUAUCCACGUGAGGUUUUAUCGUUGACGGAAUCGAUUUUGUCGCAGAUUUGCGGCACUUUGGAACCGAGCGGCCCGGACGAAUUUCCGCCGUUUUUGCCACGUCGCCAGCGCAAAAAACGCUUGGCAGCUUCGCCGCUUCGGAAGUUCGCAAAAUUAGCAGAUUUUUGGAGGCGGAGCCUAUGCCGCGUUCAUCCCAUUUUUGCUCGUUUUUAUCAUUUUUGAAUUUCUUUUUUUUUUUUUUUUUUUUAAGGCAAAUAAAAGGGAGCGUCAGUUACUUGUAAAAUUUAGCGGUUGUCGGAUAGCGGCGGUCCACUCUGCUCGGUUUGAACAAAAGUAUUUUCAACCCCGGUUAUUGUUAUCGCCAGCCAAAUAAUUGCAAUAAUACAGUGAGAUAUUCCUCGCCCUUGUAAGUAAGAGUUUUAGUUCAAUGAAUUUGUGCUUAAGUUGCAAUAGUUUCUAGUUGCGUAUCCAGAGUAACGUGGCAGUUGUGCCUUUUUUCUUCUUUUUUUUUUUUUUUUUUGCAGUUUUCACCAUUAAUAUGACUUUGCAAUAUCGCUCCUUUUCUCCUUUUUAAUAUCACUGAUGUGUUAUCUGCCGGCCGGAGGAGCGAGGUGAAAGUUCAGCGCAUGCAUAAAGGAAUUUUUUUUUUGGGAGGGGGGGGGGGUUAUUCAGAUACUUUCUUCUUCGUUUUGAGGGCGUGCUACUACGGAAGUAAAUUUAGCGCCACCAGGAUUUGAAUUUGAAAUGUAAAGUGAUGGAAUUUUUAAUUGUUCCAUUUCAGUGUAACUUUUCAGUGUUACCAAUUCGCUGUCUAAAAUUCACCGUCUGUGGCAGCAGGCAGGGUUACUUCGGGUCACGACCAAACGGCCAGCCAAUCCAGUUACGCUUUGUGACGUCACGUGACGAAAGAAGCGUAACUGCGAUUGGCUGGCUGUUCGGUUCUGACCUAAAGUAACCUCGCCUGGUGCCACAGACGGCGAAUUUGAAUUAACAUUGAAAAGUUACUCUGAAAUACAUCCAUCCACCUAUGCAUUUUCUUUGCCUCUUAUCCUCACCUGGGUCGCGGGGAGUGCUGGAGCCUAUCCCAGCUGUCAAUGGGCAGGAGGCGAGGUAGACCCUGAAAUGGUCGCCAGCCAAUCGCAGGGCACAUAGAGACAAAAAGCCGCGCUCACAAUCACACCUACGGGCAAUUUAGAGUCUCCAUUUUUGAGAUGUGGGAGGAAACCGGAGUGCCCGCAGUAAACCCACGCAGGCACGGGGAGAACACGCAAACGCCACGCAGGCGGGGCCGGGAUUGAACCGGCGACCUCAGAACUGUGAGGCCAACGCUUUACCAGAACUAUUGAAAAUGUGAUCACUUUAUAUUUCAAAUUCAAAUCCCGGCGGCGCACAUUUACUUCCGUACGCUACGUAGGUUAAAGCGACGAGGCGCAGUCCGAAUCUGCGUUUUUGGGCCGUUGGUUGUCAGUAUUACACGCCGGUUUGGUCUGCGCGGGUCAAACGUGGAAAUGAACGUUUACUGGAUGUUAUGAAAAAUGAUGUCCGGUGAAAAGUCAGGAAUGCGUCGGCGAGGAGGGCUUAACGCUGUGGGCUUUAUGGAACGGGGAAAUAAGUUUCAGAUGCAUUUGUUGUUUUUGUUUACAUUUUCAAUAGCUUUCACUUACUUCAUUUUCCACCUUUUUUUUGUGUGUUUGUAUCAUAC